CAGAAAGUCAAAUCAAACAUCUCCUUAAAAUUAAUUACUAAAUCAUGAAAUUACUCAAUGAUAAUAAUUCUGUAAUAUCAUCUUUAAAAUUGUCAACAAAUGAUCAUCAUUUAAACAAAACAAUGAUCAAUGAACAAUUGAACAUUGAAAAUGUUGAUAAUGAAACAACUUUAAAUCAUACAACUAAUAUUGUCAAUGUAACAACACUUGAGCCUUUAACAUUGAACAAUCGAGUCGACAAUAUUACCACUGUAACACUGAUGAACGUGACUGAAAUUAAUGUAAAUACAACAGAAGAAGUGUAUACCACGAAUAAUUCAUUGUUAACCAAUACACAUACUACUACUACUACCACUACUACUAACACUGUACAUUUUGAAGAAAACAAACAAACUGAUCACAAAUCAUGGUCAUCACCAUCAUCUCCAUCUCCAUCAUCUCCAUCAUCAACACAUCGGAUAUCACGUAUAGAAGAUAGUGAUUUACAACAAAUGUAUAGUGCUUUUUCAGCACCAGUUGAUAUAACGCAUACAAAAACUGGACAACAAGCAAUAUCGAGACAUCAACAAGCAUUGAUAAAACGUCCGGUUGAUCGAACAGAACACGGUGGAUUACCCUACGGUGGUGUUGUCAGUCUCACGAUAUUAGGCAUAACAUUCGGUCUGUUAUUAUUAAUUUGGUUUUGUAAACGUUGUGUGCUGAAAAAACGUCGUUCAAGAAAAGAUGGUAAGAAAAUGUCAUUGGUUGGUGGAAAAUUAACAUCAGAUUUGAAAACAGCGGCUCAUUUAUCUGCAGCAUUAAAAAGUCAAGAUAAUAUUGCAUUGAAAUCUGAUAUGGAGCUAAAUGAACAAGAACAAGCCGGUGAUAGUGAAAAAGAGAAACAGUAUUAUGGGAAAUUACAAUUUUCCCUGGAUUAUGAUUUUCAAAAAGCUGAGUUAACUGUUGGUAUCAUUCAAGCUAGUGAUUUACCGGCAAUGGAUAUGUGUGGUACAUCAGAUCCAUAUGUGAAAAUUAUUUUAUUACCGGAUAAAAAGAAAAAAUAUGAAACAAAAGUUCAUAGAAAAAUUUUAAAUCCAGUAUUUAAUGAAACAUUUAUUUUUAAAAUUCCUUAUGCAGAGAUUAGUUCAAAAACACUACUAUUUACUGUGUACGAUUUUGAUCGAUUCUCUAAACAUGAUCAAAUCGGUCAAAUCAAAGUACCAUUAAGUACUGUUGAUUUAUGUAAUGUCAUUGAAGAAUGGCGUGAUUUAAGUCCACCAGAAGGUGAAGGUGAAAAGGAAAAUCGUUUAGGUGAUAUCUGUUUCUCAUUGCGUUAUGUACCAACAUCGGGUCGUUUAAAUGUCAAUAUAUUAGAAGCGAAAAAUUUGAAAAAAAUGGAUGUCGGUGGACUUUCAGAUCCAUAUGUUAAAUUAUCAUUAAUGUUCAACGGGAAACGUAUUAAGAAAAAGAAGACCACUAUUAAAAAGUACACAUUGAAUCCAUAUUACAAUGAAUCAUUUGCUUUUGAUGUACCGUUUGAUCAAAUACAAAAAGUCAAUUUAAUAGUGACUGUAGUUGAUUAUGAUCGUAUUGGUACAUCCGAACCAAUUGGUCGAGUUGUAUUAGGUUGUAAUGCAACAGGUGCUGCCCUUCGUCAUUGGUCAGAUAUGUUAGCUAAUCCAAGACGACCUAUAGCACAAUGGCAUACAUUACAAGAUAUGCCAGAAAAGAGCUAAAAGAGUUAAAAUUCUAAUUAUCAAUUAUUAUUGAUCAAUGUUCAAUUAUCAUAUUAUCUAUCAUUUAUCACCGAAUAGCCUUUUGUGUAAUUCAAUGUAUUUUUAUUUUCAAUUUUCACAAAAAACCGUUACCAAAGCAAACUGUUGAUAUUUGAACAAGUAAAACAUAUACAUACAUAUACAUAUAUAUAUAUAUAUUCAAGUGUUUAUUUAUUUACAAAAUCUGUCCGCUUGCUUUAAUUGUUGAUAUUUGAAUAUUUCGCAAAAAAGGUUACAAGAAUAAUGAAUGACAGUUAUACAAUGGACAAUUAAUUGAUCAUUGAACACAGUAUUUAAAUUGAUCAUUCGGUUUUAGUAUUUAUAUAUACAUAUUUAUUGAUUGAUAUUCCCGCUGAAUGAUUGGCUAAAAACACAAAAACAAAACACACACCCAAAAAGAGUGUCAUAAAGCCCGCCAAAAAAUGCGCGCGCGUUUUUUUACAAAUUUGGUCAUUUUAAACAAUCAUUCCCAUAUCAUCAUAUAUAUCUAUCUUAUGCAUACUAAACAGCUUUAUUUGUAUUGAUUUUUUUUGUUUGAUAUAUAUAUAUAUUUGUUGUUAGCUAUUUGGCGCUAAUAAUUGUUUAUGUG
Molecule: messenger RNA, 2343 nt
Organism: Schistosoma turkestanicum
Lineage: Eukaryota; Metazoa; Platyhelminthes; Trematoda; Strigeidida; Schistosomatidae
Source: the annotation of a GenBank genome assembly